AAAAUGUUAUCUGUCCGUUUAAAACAAGAUGGCGACACAACUUUUUUUUUUUUUUUAUCUGAUUUUAUUUUCUGAUUACAGAUUUUUGUAUUCUAUUUCCUGAACAUUUACACAGCAUUAAAAAAACAGCAGCCCCAUGGGCAAUAGACACAAUGGGCAGGAGGGGACCGCGUUGACUUCUAUAGGAGAGUUUUCUAGGCAUGUCUGUGCCUGUUUUUUUUAAUUUAAACUAAAAAACACAGAACUCCGUAGCCCCCGAUUUCCAUUGACGUCUGUGGAGUGCGGCUGUCAGAGGUCUGGCUACUUGGAUAAAGCAUUAACGUAACCAGUCAGAUCACUGCUUUCUCCGACGCACUGGGACAUUUAAUUUUUAGGAUUGGCUGUCCUUUUAGUAAUUACUCGCAUUCCCCAUGUACUAACAGUCCUGGGGCAUCUUUUCUUUUCACUCUAUUGUGCCAUUCCUUUAUUCCUCCUAGGAGCUUAUGGAAAAAGGUACAGCUGGGUGUUACCAGUCACUGGGUGGAGGGUGGCGUCCUGCACGAUCUGAUACUCUCCAAUCAGUGCUGCCAGUGUCGCACCCCCAGCGGGUAACACCCAGUUGUGUCAUUAUUAAUAAACUUCUAGUAUGAAUAAUAGAGGAAUGGUACCACAUAGUCCUAAGAAUAGACGCUCUAGAAUAGUUAUUACAUUGAGGAAUGCUAGUAGUUACUAAACCAGACCUAACAGGAGAAGGGACAGGUCAUCUUUGAACAGCAUGGGGACACAACACCACUGCAGGCGAUCAGCUGUGUCUGCAAUGCCCCUGUGAAUGCGGCUGAGCUGCAGUUCACACCAAGGCCAUGGACAGAUGUGGCCCUAUUUCUGGAAGAAAGCAGCCAUGUUUUGUAAUACUGUACAGCCCCUCUAGAGGGCAUCAGUUGAAAUAAAUAUUUCACUGGACUGAAUCCUUAGGCUUGGGCCGCCCCGUUUGGUUACUUGACAUCAAGCCACCUACAAGUGGUGCAACCCAAAAAUUGCAUGAUUUGUCCGAUUCGCGGGACGGCCGGGAGUUGCCUUGGAUUUAGGAUUCUUGGCACUCCUUAGACAGUUGCUGAUCUGUAGCGAAGUGAGAUGCGGUCGCACGUGACUUACAUUCAUGUCUGUGAUUUUUAAAGCUGCUUCCAAUUUGCUAUCUGUGACCACAAACCCCGCAGAUGAGGAUUUUGCAGUCGCCUCAUGUCAUGUGUUGUAACACGACCAUUAUCAAUACCUGUGAUGUCACAGCGUGACCCCGUGAUAUUGUCACCUGAGCAAAGUGAUCCUAGCCUUAUUAUGGCACCUAUAAGAUACUGUAAACAAAAAAUGGCUGUGGAUGUUGGGUGUGGGGACACUGGAGACUGGGAAGGUCGCUGGAACCAUGUUAAGAAGUUCCUCGAGCGAUCAGGACCUUUCACACACCCCGAGUUCGAACCAAGCAACGAAUCUCUGCAGUUUCUCUUAGAAACCUGUAAACUACUGGUUGUUGGAGCUGGGGGACUGGGGUGUGAACUCCUCAAAAAUCUGGCCCUGUCAGGGUUUCGGCAGAUCCAUGUCAUCGAUAUGGACACCAUAGACGUCUCUAAUUUGAAUAGACAGUUCUUGUUCCGACCGAAGGAUGUUGGAAGACCCAAAGCCGAGGUUGCGGCUGAAUUUAUAAACAGCAGAAUACCUGACUGUUGUGUCACACCACAUUAUAAAAAGAUUCAAGAUUACGAUGAAUUCUUCUACAGAGAGUUCCACAUUAUAGUGUGCGGUCUGGACUCCAUUAUUGCCAGGCGCUGGUUAAAUGGGAUGCUGAUGUCUCUUCUGAACAGUGAUGAUGGAGUACUGCAGCAGAGUUCGGUAAUUCCUCUAAUAGACGGUGGUACAGAAGGUUUUAAAGGAAACGCCCGGGUUAUCUUACCAGGAAUGAGCGCCUGUGUGGAGUGUACUCUAGAACUGUACCCACCGCAGAUUAAUUUCCCCAUGUGUACGAUUGCGUCUAUGCCCCGAUUACCAGAGCACUGUAUAGAGUAUGUCCGGCUAUUGCAGUGGCCAAAGGAACAGCCAUUUGGAGAAGGAAUAGCACUGGAUGGAGAUGACCCUGAACAUAUACAGUGGAUUUUUAAAAAUUCUUUGGCACGGGCGGCACAGUAUAAUAUCAGAGGCGUAACGUACAGACUUACCCAAGGUGUUGUGAAGAGAAUCAUCCCCGCUGUAGCAUCUACAAAUGCAGUAAUUGCAGCCGCCUGUGCCACGGAAGUGUUCAAAAUAGCCACCAGCGCUUAUACUCCGCUGAAUAAUUACCUAGUGUUUAACGAUGUGGAUGGACUGUACACGUACACCUUUGAAGCAGAAAGGAAGGAAAACUGUCCAGCCUGCAGCCAGCUCCCCCAAAAAAUCCAGUUUCCUCCAUCUGCUAAACUCCAAGAGGUUUUAGAUUACUUAGUAAAUGACACAUCGUUACAGAUGAAGUCUCCUGCCAUCACUGCAACUCUGGAUGGGAAGAAUAAGACCCUGUAUCUACAGACGGUAGCAUCUAUAGAAGAACGAACAAGGCCUAACCUGUGCAAGACAUUAAAAGAGCUCGGACUCGUCGAUGGACAAGAGCUUGCAGUUGCUGACAUCACCACACCACAGACGGUGCUGUUCAAGCUUCAUUUCACAACUUAAACAGGCCUAGGAUGUGAUCCACGUGGCCACUUCUAUGAUUAAAUAAGACAGGACUGUGUGCAGUAAAUUAUGGAGUCAAAGGGUUGGCAACUUAUCUAUUACUAGCUGCACAUGUACAACUACAUGCAGCUAGUAAUAAAUCAUCGACUCUAAUGUCUGAUGGUUUAAAAUGCAUAAUUUAUACUUGCAGGUUCACUUACCUGAUUCUGGGCUCUGCACUUCCAAAAUGGCCUAAGAUGAAGGGUCCCAUCCAUCAGCGACCUCCAUUCACUUCCACUAGGGAUGUACAGUCCCAUCACCAAUGGAAGUGAAUGGAUGCCAUGCAGUUGAUGGAUGGGACCCUCCAACAUAGGCCAUUUUGGAAGUGCAGCAUCGGGAAGCAAGCAAGUAUAAAUUAGGCAUAUUAACGCCCUUGACAACGGUGCCGAUGGUUCAAUAAUGCCUAUUACUAGCUGUAUAUAUUUGCUGUUUCCAUCACGUGCAGCUAGUAAUAGACAGUGGCAAAGCCCUUUAAUAUGCAGUGAGAUGGAGGUCCGACUGACGGAGAACAGUGGCUGAGCAUCAUGAAAGUUAAUGAGCACGUAUUAUCGUUAUGAUGUAAAAUUAAGCAAUUAUUUAUAAAGUGGAACAGAUUUUAAAGACCCCCCCCCCCCGAGCAUUUUUAAAAUGCGUUUAGAGACAUCCGGCAUGUACAGCAUUGUGUUUGCUCUGAUAACUACUGUGUACUGUAUAAAGGCAUGUGUGUUUUUCUUUUAUGGAUUUUCUUUUCUUAUGACAGGAGAGCUGUAAACAAUGUAAUUAGACACAAUAAAACCCUCUGUACCUUGUGCAGGAA
This is a messenger RNA of Bufo gargarizans (Asiatic toad), 3505 nucleotides long. RefSeq names its product ubiquitin like modifier activating enzyme 3 (gene UBA3). Gene Ontology annotation, cellular component: nucleus; cytoplasm. The transcript is spliced from 17 exons. NCBI's taxonomy places the organism in Eukaryota, Metazoa, Chordata, Amphibia, Anura, Bufonidae. Bases 1216 to 2670 code for a protein of 484 amino acids. The record is from RefSeq and is a predicted model, not a curated record. Gene Ontology annotation, biological process: protein neddylation. Gene Ontology annotation, molecular function: NEDD8 activating enzyme activity.